Messenger RNA from Pogona vitticeps (central bearded dragon), 8308 nucleotides. It is a transcript of the gene BICRAL, whose product is annotated as BICRA like chromatin remodeling complex associated protein. NCBI's taxonomy places the organism in Eukaryota, Metazoa, Chordata, Lepidosauria, Squamata, Agamidae. Gene Ontology annotation, biological process: positive regulation of DNA-templated transcription. The record is from RefSeq and is a predicted model, not a curated record. Gene Ontology annotation, cellular component: SWI/SNF complex.
AUAGCAGGGCUGAACUUCGCGUUUUCUUUCUCGCCAAAGUAUACACCACUGUGUCCGAAAAACGGUUCGGCAACAAGCGCGCCCGUAUCCUAUGAGAAACAAAGGCCACUCAAGUUGUUGCGCGGCUAAUUAAAAAAAAAAAAGCGGAAAGUUGUGUUUUGUUUCUCCGGGACCUGGUCAGCCGCAGCCCAGACCUUCGAAGCACACAACCCGACUCUGAUGACAAGAGUUGUGAGGGGAUUCUUGUUUUUAAACAUACACACACACCGAAAACCCGGUCUUAUAGGGGAGCUCCCGGCCACGGUGCAAAAGCAGGCAGCUCGCUCAAGUUCUCCAUCGCCGUUCCUCAUAAUGCAUGUGAAUGUGGUGGCGGUGCUUCUCGCCGCCUGUGCCUCGUCUCCCUGUCGCUGGGUACGACUCCCGCACUGUGUGCUUGUUGUACUCGCUCGCUCUCUCUUCCUUUCUCUCGCUCUCCCCCUCUCUUUCCCCCCUCCCUUUCUCGCUCUCUCGCUCUCUCUCUCUUACACUGCCAGCCCCUGAUGUGAUGGCGAAGAAACCCCGUUGACAAGGCACUGCUUUUUCAUGACGUUGUCAUGGAUGAUGACGAUGAUGAGUCCUGUCUCUUUGAUCUUAUUGGAGACGCACAGGCACUGAAUUAUUUCUUACAUGGAGCAGGCAGUAAAUCUCAGAACAAUGAAGACUUGACUAAUGCAGGGUAUUCUGCAGCCAACUCAAAUUCCAUUUUCGCCAAUACUAGUAGCUCAGAUGCUAAGUCAUCAAUCAAAGGUGUGGGGAGUCAGCUUGGAGAGGGGCCUAGUGAUGGACUACAGUUGCCAAGCAGCCUUCAGUUUCUUGAUGAUGAACUUGAAUCUUCUCCAUUGCCUGAUCUCAGUGAAGAUCAGCCUUUUGAUAUCCUCCAGAAAUCUCUGCAGGAAGCUAAUAUUACUGAACAGACUUUGGCAGAAGAAGCUUAUCUGGAUGCCAACAUAGGCUCCAAUCAACAGUUUGCACAAACUCAUCUUCAUCCUUCCUCAUCAGCAUCUUUUACUCAGGCUUCUAAUGUUUCUAAUUACUCAGGUCAGACGCUGCAACCUAUAGGAGUUACUCAAGUGGUACAGCAACAAGUUGGAGCAUCUUUCGCAAGCAAUACAGUUGGUGUGCAACAUGGCUUUAUGCAACAUGUGGGAAUCAGUGUUCCCAGUCAGCAUUUGUCAAACAGUAAUCAAAUUGGUGGUUCCGGACAGAUACAGCUAAUUGGUUCAUUUAGUAAUCAGCCUUCUAUGAUGACCAUAAAUAAUCUUGAAGGAUCUCAUAUUAUAUUGAAGGGUGGUGGGCAGCAAGCACCUGCAAACAUGAGUGGUGGACUUCUGGUUCAUAGACAAACUCCUAAUGGUAACUCAAUGUUUGGCAACUCAAAUUCAAGCCCAGUAGCACAACCUGUAACUGUUCCAUUUAAUAGUACAAAUUUUCAGACAUCUUUGCCUGUGCAUAACAUCAUUAUACAGAGGGGUCUUGCUCCAAAUUCUAACAAAGUUCCCAUCAAUAUUCAACCAAAACCUAUUCAGAUGGGCCAGCAAACCACUUACAAUGUGAAUAGCUUGGGAAUACAGCAGCAUCAUGUGCAACAAGGGAUUCCUUUUGCUUCAUCAAACUCGCCUCAAAAUUCAGUAGUUGGUCCACAUAUGUCUGUUAAUAUUGUUAGUCAACAAAACCCAAGAAAAUCAGUCACUCCCCAGGCUGUAAGUAAUGCUGGUGGUAGCAUUGUUAUCCAUUCUCCCAUGGGACAGCCUCAUACACCACAGAAUCAGUUCCUUAUACCCACAAGUCUGUCAGUAAAUCCUAAUUCAGUUCACCAUGUGCAGACUAUCAAUGGACAGCUUCUUCAGAAUCAGCCUUCACAGCUUGUGUCCAGCCAAGUAUCUACUGAUCAUGUUAUGCUGAACAGGAACUCUACAAACAUGCUUAGAACUAACCAACCAUAUUCAGGACAGAUGCUGAAUAAUCAGAAUGCUGUGCAGUUAGUUUCUGGUCAAACAUUUGCAGCUCCUGGAAAUCAAGUUAUAGUAAACCAUGGGACUUCUCAAAUUGUUGGUAGCCAGGUUCCGUUGCAGCAGGCAUCUCCUGCUGUGUUGCAUUUGUCUCCUAGCCAAGGAAACAUUUCCCAAGGUAGAACGGGCUUUACCACAAUGUCUCCUGGACAGGCAUCUGGUUCAAAUAUGUCAUCAAACAAUCGGUUUACUGUUGUGAGUUCUGCCACCUCACAUCCCAGCAUUGGCCCAUCAGCCCAUUCUGUUGCUUCCAGUGGGAAUUUUGCUGGAGAUCAAGUUGUUCAGCAAAAUAGAAUGCAGUUGGCAGUCAGCGCAUCACAUCGUCUUCCAGUUUCUUCUUCCAAACCUGUCAACACCUUUAGUCACACAUCAGUAACCCAACCACAGUUUUCCUUUGGCCAGGGUCAAAAAAAAGUUUCAAACUUGGCAUCUUCAGUUUCAUCAUCAAAAUCACAAGAUAGCCUGAGACAACCUCAGCUAACAAGUAUUUUAGGACAAGAUACAGGGGCCAAGGUUAUGCAGCAGCCUGUAGGAACUGCACUGCCACACCAGGAGAAGCAAGUAGGAUCAUCUCUUACACCACCAAAAGUGCAGGUGGAUGAUCGUCACACAAUAGGACAAAAGAGACCAGCUGCUAAACAGUUAACAAAAGGAGCCUUCAUUCUACAGCAGUUACAGAAAGACCAGGCACAUGCUGUAACUCCUGAUAAAAGUCAGUUCAGAUCUUUAAAUGAAGCAGUCCAGAGACUCCUCUCAUAUCAUGUGUGCCAAGGAUCACUGCCAACAGAAGAUGACUUAAGGAAAGUGGAUAAUGAAUUUGAAUCAGUAGCCACACAACUUCUGAAAAGGACCCAGGCUAUGCUAAAUAAGUACAGAUGUCUGCUCUUGGAAGAUGCGAUGAGGAUAAAUCCUUCUGCAGAAAUGGUAAUGAUUGACAGGAUGUUUAACCAGGAAGAAAGACAAGCUCUGUCCCGAGAUAAACGUCUUGCAAUAGUUGACCCUGAUGGUUUUCUGGCAGACUUUUGUUGUCCCUCUACGCAGUUUGACAAGAUUGACAAUGGAACACAGCCUGGCAAAAGUGAUCAUCAGUCGAGCAAACAUUUAACUUCUCAGAACCAGACUGCUAAUACCCAAAUCAGAGACGGAUCAAUUUCAAGCACAGCAGAGUCUUUUAAUCACAACAAAGUUCAUGUAGUGCCUAACAAUAUUGUGAGUCCACAGCAAGGAAACAUUUCUGUUAAAAAACCAGAAAAUCUCACAAAAGCUUUAAAGUUUGAGAAAGCAAGCUGCUCUCCUGAAUGCCAACUUAUGCCUGCUUCUGAACAAAAAAUAGCUGGUAAAGACCCUGACAAGGUUAAUGAAAACUCUUUAAACUCUGAUGAUCAUUCAUUGAAAACCUUACGAAGUACAGAUCAUGGUACACAAAAUAAAAUUUGUCAGAAUAGAGUUGAUUCUCACUCAGAAGCAACAUAUAAUCAUUCAUUGCAAGACAAAACUCUUCGGAGUUCUCCAAAGAAUGAGGAUUUGCAUCCAGACAACUUGAAAGACUCUGGGAAACCUCAAAAGGAUUUGUUGCUUAAUAAGAGUUUAGAGACUACGUUCAAAAAUAUACUGGAACUGAAAAAGACUGGGAGACAGCCACAAGGCGAGGCAGUUGGCAGUGGGUCUUUAGAAUUAGAAUAUCCACACUUUUCACUUAUUGCUUCACAGGAAAACUGCCUGGAGAAAUUUAUUCCAGACCACAGUGAAAGUGUUGUAGAAACUGACUCUCUUCUAGAAGCCGCUGUAAAUAGUAUCUUAGAGUGUUAAUAGUGCAGUACCAUGGGCAUAUUUCUCUUACGAGCAAAUGUGAAUGACACCACAAGUACAGCCUGACAUACAUCGAAGGGUACCCUUUCUAAACUAGGUUCUGUUCUGUGUUUGGAAGCAAUACUCAUUGUGGUUACAGUGAGAUAUUCAGUUAUGUACAUCCCUAAGAGAAAGCUGUUUGGUAGGGCCUGUGCAUUGGCUAAAAUUUGGUUUCGUAAUAUGAGAAUGCAUCUUAAUGAGUCACAGGUUGUGUAGCUGCAAGGAGGAGAUUAGAAACUUUUGCUUCUGUUAGAUUAAUCAUUGUUUAGCAUGUCAUUGGAACCAUAAACUGGGGUCAAUUUUAAUUAUAGUAAGUUGGAACAAACCAACUCCACCAAAAAUAUAGCUCGAUCUUAGCUUGUUUCCAUUAACAAACUUAACAGUAGGUUGUCCUGAUUUAGUAAACAGCAGGCUGUGGUUAGUCAAACAUUGAAGUGGAAACUGCCAGACUUACUGUGGUGUAUGGUUUGAUAUUGGGUCUGAACCAGCCCUACGUGAUACUGUUUGUGCUAAUUGUUUCAAUAUGACAGCUUAAUGAAACUGCAGUUUACUAGGCCCUAAAUAACUAGGUAAUAUACUGACAAUCACAGUCCAGUAAUAAGUGUGAUAAAUAAAUGUCAACUAUUCGCAUUUAAUCAAAAAAAGCCCCUGGCCUUCACCCACCUCCCAUCACUUGAUUUUAAGAUUUGAUGUUUGUGAUAAAGAAACUACAUAGUACCGCUGUUCAGAAAUGCCUGUCUCUCAGGUUUGGAAGAGAGAGAAAUUUCUUGAAGGAGAGACAUUGUCAUCAGAGUGUUUACAGGGCUUUAUAACUUCAAGUGCUUUUCUAUUGCUCAGUGAGCAGAAACAUAUUAUCAAGACUUUUGUCUGUGGAAGAUAUUGUACGCAGCUAGACUAAAUACAUGCUACACAAAGAAGGCAAAAGAUGCAAAAUAGUAAAGGAGGAGGCUAUGAGCCAUGAAAUUCUACCCCCACACAGAAAUUCUUCAAGAAAAUAUUCUGCAUUCUAUAAUUGGAUAUAGUCAAAAUCUUUCUGAGGUGGUGUAAUUUUUUUCUAGACCAAGUAUCAAGCACUUUUAUUUGAAAAUUGUGUUGUUAUUAGUAGUAGUUUAUACUUUUAAGGAGAUGCUGGCCUUAAUCUAAAUAAUUUAAAGACCCAUGUGUUUUUUGUCUGUUUCUGCUGUUCAAGAAUGUUAAGUCAUCUGCAGUGGCAGUCAUAAUUACCAAAAUAUGUGCAAACCAAAGUUAAUCCACUGCCCCAUUAAAAGCAUCUAAUUCAUGAUUUAGAGCCAAAGGAAUCACAUGCAUGGUUUCCAUCUGGCUGGUGGUCAUAUUGAACAAAAUAAUCAUUUUAUCUUAUCUUUUAAUCUCUAGCAUUCUUUUCCUGUGUUGCCAUGUUUGUUUUUGUUUUUCAGCUCUGUUGGGUACAUUGAUUUUGAGCCAUUAGUACAAGGGAUGUAGUAUCUAUUUGGGCCCGUGGUUUGUAUGGCAGUUUCUCUUUAGUUUCCUUUACAGCCACAUUCAAAAACUUCCAAGUUGAUGCUAUCAUAGCCUAGUGACCUAAUAGUGGCUCUUGUAUACACAUAGACACUUCCUAAUAUUGAUUAAGAAUGAGGAACUCCCUUGUGCAUUCAUCUGUGGAGCUCCAUCACACAGCAGCCGUGACAAACUGUGGUUGUCAGUCAGAUUGCCAGUAUGCCCGGGGGGGGGGAGAAUCAACUUGUGCUUUUUAAAUAACAGUAUGCUACUAAUGUAAGAGCCAUUGCUCUCUUCCAGUCAUCACAAGACCCCACCACCAUCCCUUCUUGAGACAGCAUAGGGAAUAAUAAAAUAUAUCCAAAUUUAAUAGAAAAAUCGUAUCAUUUAAAGCUCAUCCCACCAUUGCCAGAAACAGAUGUGUGGAAGGCUCUCUUUCAUUUUUAUUGUCAGUUUUAAAAGUGUUUCAGUUGUAAAAUUACAGAUUUGUAGAAGCCUACAUUCUGUAGUGAUUGUCACUUGAAAGACUUUAAAUCUUGACUGACAUUGCUACUUUGGUGAAUCUUUAUACGCAUGGAGUCUGGUACUUGUUUUCUUAUCAGUGAUAUAAGGUUGUGCGGCCAUUGCUUUUCCCUCAAGACCUGUAAAGGAAUAAUUAAUUGAACUGUAACCAUAAUGAGAUGUCUAUGAAAACCAUUUGUUACACAGUCACAUAAAUCAAGUGAACUUGGAUCUGAUCGAAACAUGACAAAACUCGACACACAUCCAUAAACCCUCCUUCUUUUGGUUUUAUCUGGGAGUGUAAAGUUUCCUUCAACUGUACAGAAUAUUCUGAAUUUAAAUACCAAAACAAAGCCUUUAUGUUUGGGAUAUUAUGUGAAAAUUUAUGUUUCAAUAAAGUUCUAGCCAGGGCAUCUGAAAUGCACUUCGUCAAUGUGGACUGAAUCAUAACUUAUGUGUAUCUCAGCAUUUUAUGCUGGGAGCCCUCUGAACAAUGUUCAGCUAAAUUAACCUGGGGUAGCUAAUGUAUUUUAUUUAUUAAAAUGAACUUGGUUUUAGAGCUCUGAAUAUUUUAAUUGGUAAUGCAGUAAAAAUAUUUUUGUUCGUUGUACAAAGAAGUGUGAUUUUGUUACGCAGCCCAUGGUCCUGAAUCCAGUGAAGGCCAUUUAUUUGUGCUUAACUGCUUUGUAGGCUUGGUCUCUUGACUUCCUGGAUGUCUUUCCAUAUUGUUCAAGGUGAAAACAAAAUUUUAGCUGGCAACUAUGAAAAAUAUCUGAUUCAUCAAGGUCAGCGUAAUUGAUCUGUUAAAUUUGGGAGGCCUUACAGACUGACUUUAAUGAAAGAGGAUGUGUCACUUUUUGUCAGUGUGGUAUGGACUUUAUUUGCUUAAAUACUUUCAUUUGUAUAGUAUGUCUCACUUGAAAUUGCUUUGUAUACAUUUUGUAAAAAUAUUUAUAAAAUGUUUUGUAAAAAAAGUAUAAGAAAUUGCAGUUUAUUUUGUUAUGUUGGAUAAAUACUGUUAAAAGACAAACGUUGGUAAAAUAUAUUGUUAACCCAUGGAUAGGAAAUGUUUAGCUGGAGACUACAGAUUGAAACAACCAUUGCAAUACAGCCAAAGAUUUGGGAAAAAACAUGUUAUCUGUGAUUGUCUUGUUUUAACCAAGAUAAAUAGGUGCCACUGCAGAUUAUUUUUUUAUUACACAUACAAUCUACUUCCAACAUGGAACUAAGGGCAACUAUUUAAUGUCCUUAUGUGGUCCUCCAUUUUACCUCUGACAAAUCUUAAGAUCUCAGCAGCUUUAUUCAUAAGCUUUCAGACUAUGUCAUGGGAUCAUAUUUCCUCCAGGACUUCACAGAUGGAAUAGAGAAUUGGUUGUCUUUUCACACCAAAGGUUAAAAUUUAAUCCUUAUGCUCUGUUCAACUGCAGGGGUGAUAAUUGUGGGCUUUGUAUGACUCCGAAGGCCAUUCUUACAGCCUUUGGAACCCCUAGAAUUGUUCCUGAUUUUUAGAAUAACGAGUACCCCACCCAGGAAGAUUGUGCCUCCAGGGGGCACUGUCCUCCUUGAAAACAAGGUUUGCCCUCCUGUGCCUUGUUUACCAGUCUUCUUCCACCCUCCCCAAACAAGUCCAUUUCGGAACUGGUGGCCAGUUUCAGUUUUGGUUUCAUUUGGACUGUAUGGUGCAUUCUAUGGGGUCCUGGGAUCAGACAAACGGCUCUUAGCUCUCCGAAACUUGCUCACCCUUGCUUUACUCCAGUCUAUUUAUGCUAUAUUCAGUUAUUCUACAAUAGCAUGCCCUUUGCUUUCAAAAGCUUGCUCUCAAUGCCACAGAUCAAGAAAAACAAAUUUUGUUGCACCCUGAUCUGUUAAUUGUUUUCAGAAAAGAGUGAGACGUAGGUAUAAACAGUGAAUUCAUCACUCUAAUCAAUAGACAGUAAUCUCCAUGGUUGGCAUAUGUGAAAUGACAGGCAGUGCUCUGCCAGAGACUUUAUUACUGAGCAGCAACACUUUCCAAUAUCUCCCCAAAGCCUUUAAACAUCAUUACUGCCUUUAUGUUUUUCAAAAAGGGCUUAUUGUGUAUCAAUUCUUAACAGUAUCAGUUGCUUUGGAUGCCUAUUGUUUGACAGAAAGGUGGCAUAUAAAAAUUCAUAGUAGCAUUAAAUCUACCUACCUAACUGAAACAAUGUCCUGCCUCCUAUUCUCACACUAUUCAAGGAAGGGGGCUGAAAUCUGAAGAAAGCUCUAGUAAUGCACACAAUUUUAUUAAGGCCUUUCUUCAAAGCAGAACAGUGGCCAUUGUUUAUAAGAGGAUAGGUAAUAGAAAAUGGGAAUGCUUGGAGUGUAUGUAUGCAUUAUAUUGUGUUACUGCAGAAUGAAAUAUUGUUAUGUGCUGUCAAGUUAGAAUUGACAUAUAUGGUGACCCUAAUAGGUUUUCA